Molecule: messenger RNA, 4303 nt
Organism: Myiozetetes cayanensis
Lineage: Eukaryota; Metazoa; Chordata; Aves; Passeriformes; Tyrannidae
Gene: CGGBP1
Product: CGG triplet repeat binding protein 1
Exons: 2
Coding region: 99-602 (167 amino acids)
Biological process (GO): regulation of transcription by RNA polymerase II
Cellular component (GO): nucleus
Molecular function (GO): double-stranded DNA binding
Source: RefSeq, a predicted model, not a curated record
GGGGGCGGUGGAGCGGCGGGGCCGGCCGGCGGGGCCUCGGCAGGAGCGGCGGCGGCGGGGACGGAGGGGACGGCGGCUCUGCUGUGCCGGAGGCAGCGAUGGAACGGUUCGGAGUGAAAUCCGCCCCGUCCCGUAACCGCUCCAAGACGGCCCUGUACGUGACCCCCCAGGACCGCGUGACCGAGUUCGGGAACGAGCUCCACGAGGACGGGGGGAAACUCUUCUGCACCUCCUGCAACGUGGUGCUGAACCACGUCCGGAAAUCCGCCAUCAACGACCACCUCAAGUCCAAAACGCACACCAAGAGGAAGGCGGAGUUCGAGGAGCAGAACGUGCGGAAGAAGCAGAGGACUCUCACCGCCUCCCUGCAGUGCAACAGCGCUGCUGCCCAGACAGAGAAAUCCAGCGUCAUCCAGGACUUUGUGAAGAUGUGCCUGGAAGCCAACAUCCCCCUGGAGAAGGCCGACCACCCGUCCGUGAGAGCCUUCCUGUCCCGCCACGUCAAGAACGGCAGCUCCAUACCCAAGUCGGAGCAGCUGCGGAAGGCUUAUCUGCCCGACGGGUACGACGAGAACCAGCUCAUCAACACCGAAGACCGCUGAGGGGGGAAACCGUUGGCGUCAGUGUCGUGAAGUUUUACAUAUUGAUGGUGUGGUUUAUUUUUAUAUUCAUGCAUAUAUAUACAGUGUUACAUAUUGGUUUUACAAGCUAUUUUGUAUUCUUGUAGAAAUGACAAUCUGUGCCUGGGCUCAGUGGUGUGGUGCCACAGGUUGUUGCUGACCCUGCUGCGGACUUCGGAAUUCCUGUUGAAUGUGGGGAGCGUUCCUGGUGUGCACCUGAUCUCUGCCCAGUCCAGCUGUAACUGAUGGCACUUGGAUGGAGGACCUGAACAGUGCAUCCAAAUAUCCGUGGAAGAUGGUGUGGUGGGGAUUGUUAAUGGUGUCAGUGGAUUGCUUUGUCCGGUGUCCUGUCCCUGAGUGACCCAAGAAGUGGCGCUGCACGUUUGAACUGCAAGAAGCUGUAGGAUGGUUGAUUAAAAUGCAACUGCUCUGCUGGGGGAGGACUGCUGCAACUUUCUACUCGAGUUUGGUUUACCUUUUAAAAUGGUAAACCUUUUUUCUUCUAGAAUACUCUCUUACUCUGUUUGGUGCAACUGUGGAUGUGUCCAUCAGCUCGAAUAGCCGGUCUCUUGUGUUGACCUCUGAGCUCCACAAUUCUCACAAGGCUGGGAGUUGUGCAGGUUCACUGCGUCUGCAUUUCUGAAAUCCCUCUUUCAUUGUCUCAGCUGUUGCCCCUUCAGCUUCUGUGCCAAUCCUCGAAAGCUGAGCAGAUAAACCAGUGACUGAGUGUGGUUUGCAGUGCAGCUGCUGGCAAGUGGGACUUGGGCUGGACCAAGUUCUUAGGAGAGAGGGUUAAUGCCUUUUCCCAAGGAUGCAGAAUCUGAAUUGGAGCUGGGGGGAGGCCCUAAAUUGUGGAGUUGGGAAGGUUUUUUCACUGUGCACGGGAGAAGAGACUCUUCCAUCUUUCCCUGAAGGUCCUCGACGUCCCCAGCCUUGUCGUCAGCCUUUCAGUCCAGGGCACUGAAGUGAUUAAAGUUGUUACUGCAAAGACUGUUCAGUACCUGUAAGCACAAGUAGGAAAGGGUCUAUAUUUGGGAUUUAUCCUGCAAUUACAGACCUGGGCUGUAUUUCUUGCUCUGGGCCAUGGCCACAUCUGUUGGGCUGGCUAAAAGUAAAAAAAAAAUGGGAAAAGAAAGAACUUCAGUCAGGUUACCCUCUCCAAAAUCUGGUUGAGCCAACCAGCCCAGUGGAUGCAAGUGCUCUGUGAGACACGAGAGCACUGUGCAGAGUGCUGGCAUACAGCUGACCUCUGCCUGCUCCGGAUUUCCUGGAGAUCCUCUGGGUUCAGGGAGGCGGCCAAGCAGCUUCUGUAGCACAGAAAUCCUCCCACCGAGUGGACGCGGUGGGGUAAACAUGCUUUAACUCCCUUGGGUGGGGCCAGUUAGCCAGCUUCCUUUCCCCGGCGGAAUUUCACAGUGUUUCUUUUAUUUCCAGCAACGCUCAGUAAUUGCUGAAAAGAGACAAAACAACCUGAUUAUUUUGCUUCUGCAAUUAUUUCCCAAGCUGUUCCUAAAGCAGUCUUUUUUUUUUUUUGCUGGGCUGAGGGAGACUUACAUACUUAGCAACAACUGUUUUAUUUUUUUUUUUGUGCACUUAGCUUCUGAAGAAAUGCACUUGUGCUAAGAAACCCUCUGGAAUAAAUGGACAACACCAAAAAAGCAGGAGGCUGCCCAUCCACGUGCACCAGGACAGGGGUGCUCAGCACCCCCACUGCUGCCCCUCAGUCCCAGCCAUCCCCUCAGCUCUGCUGGUGGUUGGUGCCGAGCUCCAAAAGGCAGAAACACCAGCAGCAAAAUCCUUUAAUCUAAUCCUAACUAUCAAAAAAAAAUAUGCCUUCCAAAAUACCGUUUGCUUUUGCACAAGCUUGGGUUUAGCUUGAAAUCAUGAGCUGCCUUGGGCUAAAACUCUUCUGGAAAUCUUCUUAGGCCAAGCCUGUUCUGUCCUGACAAUAAUUGAAAGUGUUCUUCUCUCCCAGCUGCUGUCUCACUGCGGUGAAACAACAUCCUCACUUUAAUGUUUCUUCUUUUUUUUUUUUGUUUUAUAAACCUUAUCAAUGGAAGCAAAUGGAAAACAGUGAAGUGUUGAGAAAACAAGCUUCCACUGAACAUAAGCACCUGGAGAAAAGAGGGUGAUUAAAAGGUGUGAUUUUGGGCCGGUUAGCCCAGUUUUUACUAAUGUGGGAUUUUUCAGGCUGCACCCCCAUAACGAUUUCGGAUACGAUUCAAUGUUGUGUGUUUUUUCCUUGACUGACAAACUGACAGACAUUUUGAAAAGCUUAAUGGUGAUAUUAAACAGUGUCUUGCACAGAUUUUAAAAAAAAUAAAUAAAUAAAUCCAGUUACUUUUGCAGUUUUACCCAAAAAUAAAGAAGUUGGCAACAUCAAGAGUUUGGGUUUAAAAAAAGAGAACCAGUCAUUCUCAAUAAGGCAAAGGAAUAUUGGAAUACUUACUUUCUCAAAAGCUUAUUCUACUUCAACAGAGCAAUCUCUACAUCCAGAGAUUUACAGAAUUAGGGCAAUUCUGUGAGUAUUUUCAUUAAUUCUUCUAGCACCAGUUGAUUUUGAUGCAGCACAAACCUGGUGAGGAACACGAGCAGCAGAGCCACGGGCAACCAACUCUGAACAGUUUGGAGCCAAAAGUUGGUCAUCAGAAUCUUCAGUGGAAUGAACUUCAUUCCACACAGCACUCUGGUGUCUUAGCAAAGGGAUGUUUCCAUUUUAAAAAGCUUUUUUAAAAUUUACAAGCUUUUUUUAAAAUCCAGAUGCUGAUCCAUUGCAACAAACGUUAAUAACCGGAGUGAAACAAUGAGAAAUAAAGCACUUCCAGGUAACCUAGAAAGAAGAAUGAAUAAGUAAGUUUGUAAUCAUGAAUAUGACCCAAAUCAUCCAGACUGUUCUACUCUCAGAGAAAAUAAGUGUGAGUGGUUCCACUCAGCUGUGGAACAAGAGUCCUGCAAACACUCGAAUUUAGAGCAUCAUUUUUGCCAGCGUGGCUACAGUCGGAUAAACUUUUAAUUUAUAAUAACCUUUUAGUUGCUGUUGAUCUGAGGGAAGAUUUACAGCAGGAGAUUUCUGGCAUAUCUGAACUAACUAAUCACUAAAUCCUAGCUCAGAGGCUGUGAUUGUUUUAUCAGUCUCCAUGGGGGGUUCCAUUUCUUGUGCAAGAACACUUCAUUAUUAUUUUUCUGGGUGUUUCCUGCAAAGAAAAGGACUCUCAGAAGUAAAGGCAGGAUGGUCUGCUUGUCACUUUACCUGUGUAGGGACGAGCCUAUAAGGGAUACUUUUUGCCAGGUGGUUUUAUUAAUAUAUUUAAACUCUAAAUGUAAUAUUUAAAAAAAAAUUUAAAAAAUAAAAAGAAGAAAUAUUUUCUUCUCUGACCAUGUACUUAAAUCAGUGUAGUCAACUGACAGCUAAAAUAAUAAAAUUGAAAAAAAAAAAAAAAACCAUGAGCAAGCUUCCAAAUUAUUAAUCAGUUUGAAGCCUCUGAUUUGGCAGGUCCUUGGGGGAGGUGAAACAUCCACCACAAUGAAAGGGAAAUCUGUUUUUCAAAACCUCUUCUGCAAACUAUGGGAUAUUUUCCUGACAGAAGGGCUAUUUUUAGCAAUUCUGACCCGAGCAGUGAAAUGCUCCCUGGUUUUGCAGCAUAAAUGAGCUGGUUUUCAGGAAAAAAAGGAAACAAAACAAA